UUGCACACGAUGACUCGUUGUAUAUAAGUCGGGCUUCGGCACACGCUCUGACAACUAGUUAUCAGACAUACUUUGUACAGUACGGAGAUAAACGUUAUCAAGACGAUUGCAACAAUUCAAAAUGCCAUGCUCGAAGGUAACUAUAAAAAAGAACCGCAAAUGCGCCGAAUUGUGCGAGAAAAACAAUUGCAUUUGUAUUCCAACUAAUGGUAAAUCCUGCAUCUGCUUGUGUCAAAACGACGAGGGCGAUAUCAUGAGAUGCGACGAUUGCAAAUGUGAUCAGAGUGGCCAAUGCGAGUGUCAGUGUACUGACAAUAAGUGCACCUGCAUCGAUACCAAGAACAAACCGUGGCUUUGCAUCUGCAAAGACGAUGAAGGCAACAUCAAAAGUUGUGAAGAUUGCUCAUGUAUCAAUGAAAGUAGUGGAAAAAAAUGUGACAAACCCAAAUGCAUUUGCAUCCCAACUUAUGGCAGACAUCGCAUAUGUUUACGCGAGAAUGCCGGGAACAUAGUUCUAUGCAUAGAUACUAAUUGCAUCAGAACUAUGGAAGGUGAAUGUUGUUGUAACGCUCUUAAGUGCGUUACUAUCGAAACUAAAGGAGCAAAUUGCGUUUGCGUCUACUCUGAUGAAAAAGGAGACAUAAAAAUUUGUCAGGAUUGCUCCUGUACUCCACUAAAAGCGGAAAUUGGCGGCAAUUUUAGAUCUGCCAAGGAUGAAUGUGAGCUCCAUAUAUCUAAAGAAGAUACCAAAGCGGUUCCUGGUUACAAAGAUUGUAACGAAAACUUCAUAUACUACAACGUACCGGGCAAUGUUAGAAGAAAGGUUGCUAUUCUGAGAGUUCACGCACCUGAAUGUAUUUGGUUUCCAACAAAAGGAGCAAAUUGCAUCUGUAUUUGCUACGACAAUGGGGGCAGUAUUAAGGUUUGUGAAGAUUGCCAUUGCGAUACAGCAAUUGUUGACGUUCGCAAAUGUGAUAAGGAAGGAUGUGUUUGCGUCUCAACAAAAGACAAAUAUUGCGUUUGUGUAUCUAAGGAAGAUGGUCGAAUAGUUUGUUGUAAUGAUUGCCACUGCAAUAAAAUGGAUAAAUGCGAAUGUAAGUGUGAUCCUAUUAAAUGUAUUUGCAUCCCAACCAAAGGAGCAAGCUGUGUAAGGGUCUUCUGUGAUAAUAAUGGAGAUAUCAAGGCUUGCGAAGAUUGCUUUCGUGUUGCAGAGGAUAAUAAAAUCAAUCCAACUGUUGAAAAAUGCAACAACGAGCGUUGCAUCUGCAUUCCUACCUUUGGUAAACCUGUUAUAUGUGUCACCGAAAAGGAUGGAAAACUCAUGCGAAACAUGAACUGUCUUUGGAAUCAAGAUAUUAUGGACCAUAGCAAAUCAGAAUAUCAUAAAAUAAGAACAUUUCCUAAGAAAUUGCCUGCCAACAAAUGUAUUUGUAUUCGAUUUGAACAUGAAAAUCAUAUUUGUCUUUAUCGCGAUAAUGCGGGUAACGUUAAGAUUUGUGAAGAGUGCCGCCGCAUAGGACCAAAAAUAAUAACUAAGAAAUGCGAAAAAAAGGAAUGUGUUUGCAUUUCUACUGAUGGCAAACCUUGCAUUUGUGUACGUGAAAAUCUUGGGAAAAUUAUACGCUGUGUCAAUUGUCGGUGCGGAGAAAGUGGCAAAUGCGAAUGUCAGUGUAACGAUAAUAAAUACAAAUGUAUCCCCACUAGAGGUACCAGCUGUGUAUGCGUCUGCUGUGAUGAGAAUGGAGACAUCAAGAUUUGCGAAGACUGCUGCUGCACUCCAGUGAAAACCGCAUCUAAUGACACUGCUCAGACUUGCAGCAAGAAGGAAUGUAUUUGCAUCGCAAGUAAUGGCAAAUCUUGCAUCUGUGUGUGCAAGAAAGAUGGAAAGAUCGUUCGCUGUGAUGAUUGCCGCUGCGACAAAAGUGGUAAAUGUGAACCCAAGAGCGACUGCACUGAAUGCGUUUGCAUCCCAACUAAAGGUGCCAGCUGUGUAUGCGUCUGCUGUGAUGAGAAUGGAGAGAUCAUGAUUUGCGAAGACUGCUGCUGCACUCCAGUGAAAACCGCAUGUGACGAGACUGCUAAGACCUGCAGCAAGAAGGAAUGUAUUUGCAUCGCAACUAAUGGCAAAUCUUGCAUCUGUGUGUGCAAGAAAGAUGGAAAGAUCGUUCGCUGUGAUGAUUGCCGCUGCGAUAAAAAUGGUAAAUGUGAACCCAAGAGUGACUGCACUGAAUGCGUUUGCAUCCCAACUAAAGGAGCCAGCUGUGUAUGCGUCUGCUGUGAUGAGAAUGGAUACAUCAAGAUUUGCGAAGACUGCUGCUGCACUCCAGUGAAAACCGCAUCUAAUGACACUGCUCAGACUUGCAGCAAGAAGGAAUGUAUUUGCAUCGCAACUAAUGGCAAAUCUUACAUCUGUGUGUGCAAGAAAGAUGGAAAGAUCGUUCGCUGUGAUGAUUGCCGCUGCGACAAAAAUGGUAAAUGUGAACCCAAGAGUGACUGCACUGAAUGCGUUUGCAUCCCAACUAAAGGAGCCAGCUGUGUAUGCGUCUGCUGGGAUGAGAAUGGAGAGAUCAAGAUUUGCGAAGACUGCUGCUGCACUGAGGAGAAAGCCGCAUGUAAGGACCCUGCCAAGACCUGCAGCAAGAAGGAAUGUAUUUGCAUCGUAGCUAAUGGCAAAUCUUGCAUCUGUGUGUGCAAGAAAGAUGGAAAGAUCGUUCGCUGUGAUGAUUGCCGCUGCGACAAAAAUGGUAAAUGUGAACCCAAGAGUGACUGCACUGAAUGCGUUUGCAUCCCAACUAAAGGAGCCAGCUGUGUAUGCGUCUGCUGUGAUGAGAAUGGAGAGAUCAAGAUUUGCGAAGACUGCUGCUGCACUCCAGUGAAAACCGCAUGUAAGGACCCUGCCAAGACCUGCAGCAAGAAGGAAUGUAUUUGCAUCGCAACUAAUGGCAAAUCUUACAUCUGUGUGUGCAAGAAAGAUGGAAAGAUCGUUCGCUGUGAUGAUUGCCGCUGCGACAAAAAUGGUAAAUGUGAACCCAAGAGUGACUGCACUGAAUGCGUUUGCAUCCCAACUAAAGGAGCCAGCUGUGUAUGCGUCUGCUGUGAUGAGAAUGGAGAGAUCAGGAUUUGCGAAGACUGCUGCUGCACUGAGGAGAAAACCGCAUGUAAGAACCCUGCCAAGACCUGCAGCAAGAAGGAAUGUAUUUGCAUCGCAACUAAUGGCAAAUCUUACGUCUGUGUGUGCAAGAAAGAUGGAAAGAUCGUUCGCUGUGAUGAUUGCCGCUGCGACAAAAAUGGUAAAUGUGAACCCAAGAGUGACUGCACUGAAUGCGUUUGCAUCCCAACUAAAGGAGCCAGCUGUGUAUGCGUCUGCUGUGAUGAGAAUGGAGAGAUCAAGAUUUGCGAAGACUGCUGCUGCACUGAGGAGAAAACCGCAUGUAAGGACCCUGCCAAGACCUGCAGCAAGAAGGAAUGUAUUUGCAUCGCAACUAAUGGCAAAUCUUGCAUCUGUGUGUGCAAGAAAGAUGGAAAGAUCGUUUGCUGUGAUUAUUGCCGCUGCGACAAAAAUGGUAAAUGUGAACCCAAGAGUGACUGCACUGAAUGCGUUUGCAUCCCAACUAAAGGAGCCAGCUGUGUAUGCGUCUGCUGUGAUGAGAAUGGAGAGAUCAAGAUUUGCGAAGAUUGCUGCUGCACUGAGGAGAAAGCCGCAUGUAAGGACCCUGCCAAGACCUGCAGCAAGAAGGAAUGUAUUUGCAUCGUAACUAAUGGCAAAUCUUGCAUCUGCGUGUGCAAGAAAGAUGGAAAGAUCGUUCGCUGUGAUGAUUGCCGCUGCGACAAAAAUGGUAAAUGUGAACCCAAGAGUGACUGCACUGAAUGCGUUUGCAUCCCAACUAAAGGAGCCAGCUGUGUAUGCGUCUGCUGUGAUGAGAAUGGAGAGAUCAAGAUUUGCGAAGACUGCUGCUGCACUGAGGAGAAAACCGCAUGUAAGGACCCUGCCAAGACCUGCAGCAAGAAGGAAUGUAUUUGCAUCGCAACUAAUCGCAAAUCUUGCAUCUGUGUGUGCAAGAAAGAUGGAAAGAUCGUUCGCUGUGAUGAUUGCCGCUGCGACAAAAAUGGUAAAUGUGAACCCAAGAGUGACUGCACUGAAUGCGUUUGCAUCCCAACUAAAGGAGCCAGCUGUGUAUGCGUCUGUUGUGGUGAGAAUGGAGAGAUCAAGAUUUGCGAAGACUGCUGCUGCACUCAGGAGAAAGCCGCAUCUACCGACACUGCUCAGACCUGCAGCAAGAAGGAAUGUAUUUGCAUCGUAACGAAUGGUAAAUCUUGCAUCUGUGUGUGCAAGAAAGAUGGAAAGAUCGUUCGCUGUGAUGAUUGCCGCUGCGACAAAAAUGGUAAAUGUGAGCGCAAGUGUGACUGCACUGAAUGCGUUUGCAUCCCAACUAAAGGAGCCAAUUGUGUAUGCGUCUGUUGUGAUGAGAAUGGAGAGAUCAAGAUUUGCGAAGACUGCUGCUGCACUCAGGAGAAAGCCGCAUCUGCCGACACUGCUCAGACCUGCAGCAAGAAGGAAUGUAUUUGCAUCGUAACGAAUGGUAAAUCUUGCAUCUGUGUGUGCAAGAAAGAUGGAAAGAUCGUUCGCUGUGAUGAUUGCCGCUGCGACAAAAAUGGUAAAUGUGAGCGCAAGUGUGACUGCACUGAAUGCGUUUGCAUCCCAACUAAAGGAGCCAGUUGUGUAUGCGUCUGUUGUGAUGAGAAUGGAGAGAUCAAGAUUUGCGAAGAUUGCUGCUGCACUGAGGAGAAAUCCGCAUGUAAAUACCCUGCGAAGACCUGCAGCAAGAAGGAAUGUAUUUGCAUCGCAACUAAUGGCAAAUCUUGCAUUUGUGUGUGCAAGAAAGAUGGAAAGAUCGUUCGCUGUGAUGAUUGCCGCUGCGACAAAAAUGGUAAAUGUGAACCCAAGAGUGACUGCACUGAAUGCGUUUGCAUCCCAACUAAAGGAGCCAGCUGUGUAUGCGUCUGCUGUGAUGAGAAUGGAGAGAUCAAGAUUUGCGAAGACUGCUGCUGCACUGAGGAGAAAACCGCAUGUAAGGACGCUGCCAAGACCUGCAGCAAGAAGGAAUGUAUUUGCAUCGCAACUAAUGGCAAAUCUUGCAUCUGUGUGUGCAAGAAAGAUGGAAAGAUCGUUCGCUGUGAUGAUUGCCGCUGCGACAAAAAUGGUAAAUGUGAACCCAAGAGUGACUGCACUGAAUGCGUUUGCAUCGCAACUAAAGGUGCCAGCUGUGUAUGCGUUUGCUGCGAUGAGAAUGGAGAGAUCAAGAUUUGCGAAGACUGCUGCUGCACUCCGAAGAAAAUGGAAUCAACGGGCAUUGCCAAAAAAUGCGAUAAAGAUGGAUGCAUUUGUAUUCCAACUAAUGGCAAGUCUUGUAUUUGUUUGUGCAAGAAAAAUGGAAAAAUCUUCCAAUGUGAUGAUUGCUACUGUUGCUGUGAUGAAAAUGGUGCAUGUAAAUGUGAUAAAAUUAAAUGCGUUUGUAUUAAAACUGAAGGCGCGAGCUUCAUAAGAGUCUGUUUCGAUGAAAACGGAAGGAUUGAGGUAUGCAAUGACUGCUUUUGCGAACAAGAAUAUGAAACUUGCAGCAGUGGCACUAAAUGCAGCCGAGAUGGGUGCGUCUGCAUUCCGAGCUUAGGAUUUCCUUACCUCUGCGUACGUGACGUUGGUGGCAAGAUAAGAUACUGCCGAGAGUGUAUCUGCACUAAAUACGGACUUGAGGAAUUUGUAUGUAUCUGUGAUCCGAUUGCCACAACCGAAUAUAGAAGUCGGGUUGUGAAUUCUAAAGUGAAACACAAAGAAGGGCAUCCUCAUGAGUACAUUCCCGAUUGCCCCUGCACUUUACCACCAAAGUUGUAGGAGCAUCGCAAGAUAUAACAACUAGUGAGCAUACACUGUAAUAAUUUGAUAGAAGAAUCAAUAUUCAAUUAUAUCAUUAUAAACUCAAAAUAUUCAUAAAUAACUUUGUAUGCAUUUAAGUAUAUUUAACCAUUUUGAUUAUUGUUAAACGUACGAAUUUAUAAUAACUUUUAAGAUUUUAUAAAAUGUUUUAAAUGUAUCCACUUUUAUUAAGGUCUCUACUACGGUUUCAUUUAUGUAUCUAUUUUUUUAUAUUAAGUCUUUCUAAUGUACUUAUUGGUGUGGACCGAAAUAAACUUUUUAUAAUUAUU
Molecule: messenger RNA, 6201 nt
Organism: Manduca sexta (tobacco hornworm)
Lineage: Eukaryota; Metazoa; Arthropoda; Insecta; Lepidoptera; Sphingidae
Product: balbiani ring protein 3
Exons: 2
Coding region: 122-5890 (1922 amino acids)
Molecular function (GO): protein binding
Source: RefSeq, a predicted model, not a curated record